Messenger RNA from Antechinus flavipes (yellow-footed antechinus), 2485 nucleotides. RefSeq names its product transmembrane protein 97 (gene TMEM97). The transcript has 3 exons. NCBI's taxonomy places the organism in Eukaryota, Metazoa, Chordata, Mammalia, Dasyuromorphia, Dasyuridae. The record is from RefSeq and is a predicted model, not a curated record. Bases 151 to 864 code for a protein of 237 amino acids. Gene Ontology annotation, cellular component: endoplasmic reticulum.
AUCGGGCCCAGCCCGAGCCGCCAGGCUCGAGCGUCGUCCGCAGCGCUCUAUGCGCGCGCACCCACCGUCCAACCGUCCUCCGCCCUACUCCGGAGAGUCCGCACCUCUCGGCCAAUCCGCUUCGGCCGCCUCUCGCCACACCCCCGGGCGAUGGCCCCGCGAGCCAUUCAGCGUGGCCGGCAUGACUGGCGCGAGGCGCUCGGGGCGGAGCCGGGCGCGGGGCGGGGGCGGGGCCGAGGCGUCCCGGCGGCGUCCGCCCGGCGCUCGAACACUCUGGCAUCGUUCGUUUCCCGGUGUGCCUGGCUUUUUCGCAGCUCCUCUGGCAUCCCGGCCGGAAUCCAAGGCACGAUGGGCGCGCGGGGCGGGGCGCGAGCGCUGGAGUACCUGCUGGGCCUCUACUUCGUGAUGCACGUCCCCAUCACGCUUCUCUUCGACAUGCAGGCGCUGGUGUCGGCUGAUUUGUACCCGACCGAGUUGACAGACAUGCUGAAGUGGUAUGUCCAGGCAUUUAAAGACCCCCUGAUGCUGAAGCCGCCAAGUUGGUUCAAGUCGUUUCUUUUUUGUGAGCUUGUGUUCCAGCUGCCUUUCUUUCCCUUUGCAGCAUAUGCCUUCUUCAAAGGAAGUUGCAAGUGGAUCCGCAUCCCUGCCAUUAUCUACUCAGUCCAUACCAUGACGACUUUAAUUCCCAUUGGCGCCCAUAUUCUGUUUGAGAAUUUUGCCCAAGGCCCCGGGACAUUCCAAGAACGCCUCAAUCUUUUAUCCAUCUAUGCCCCAUACUUCUUCAUUCCACUCAUACUCCUCUUUUUUAUGCUUUGGAGUCCUCACUACAGCACUGAAGAGAAGAGGAAAAGGAAAACAAGGUAAAGAACUGCUGGCAAGGGAGGGAGAGCCACUGGCCCUUGUUUGGGCACAGUCUCUCCAGCCCCCCCUUGAAACACAUCAGCAGCAACCCCCGAGAACAAGACAGCAGGUGGAAGAGCUCAUUCCAGGUUUCAUCUGCCAAGGGAAUUGUGAAAGAUUUAUUCCCUGAAGCUGGCCAGGGGAAGCUGAAGGGAAACAGUACUGAAUACCUAGUGUGUGCCUUAAAUGCCAUUUCAGAAUUACUCAAAGGGACACACCACCAGAAUCCCCAGAACUAGAGAUUCUUUGAAACUGUCUGAGUCAGAUGCUAGAGGUUAGUUUGACCUAUAAUCUGAAUGACCAACUACUUGGUGCUCUCUUCUCCAAGCCAUAUAAUGGGACUGAUUAAAAAAACACGUUUCACAAGCCAUUUUCCAAUUCUUCAAGAAAUUGUUUUUCUCAACCCAAAUCAGACCAAACUAGUGCAAAAAUACCUGACCUCUCAUAGACCCACAGGUCUAAUAAAUGAGUACUCCAAAAUCCUUGUCAAUUUCAGAUUUGUACUUUUAGAGCUAGUUUUAAAGAGUUAUAUAAAUUAUUCCCCCUCCAUUCUAGAAACAUUUCUUCACAGGGAAUGGGAUUCUUUAGGCUUUCUUUUUUUUUUUUUUUUAAGGGAAUUAAUGUUCAAUGGAAAAAGGCUUUUAAUUUUUUUUAAUUUUUGUUGAGGCAAUUGGGAGUUAACUGCCCAUGGUCACAUUGCUAGGAAGUGUUAAUGUCUGAAGCCAGAUUUGAACUCAGGUGCUCCUGACUUCAGGGCUGGUGCUCUAUCCCACUGGGCCACCUAGCUGCCCCCUAAAUAUUUAAGCAAGAAUCAUUCCCAUCAAACUCUUUGAUCACAAAUAUUCUGACUGGUGCUUUGAUUGAGUCUUUCUGAUUUCCAAGAAUUCUAGGGCUUGUCUUUUUAAAGAUACUCUAAUCUCAACCUUGGUUUCCAAGCAGUAUUAAAUUGUUCAUUCUCCAAAAUCUGUUAAUUAUAACAUUGUAUGGUCUAGUGUCUUAAAAUUAUCAUCUUUUCUAUCACAAUUUAAGUCUCCACUUAGUAAUAUGAAUAGUAGCUGUUGAUCCUGUUCUCUUAUUGCUGCAUGUACCUGGACUUAGUGAACUAAAAUUUGUUCCUCAAAGCGGUUUAACAUUCUUCACGAUAGAGUGGAACAGGACCCAAUCAACACUGCCUUUGCAGGUCCUGGAAAUCUGGGUGCCAAUACAUGCAGCAUGCAGGCUGGCUUCCCAGUUUUUUCCUAUGGGGCUCCUCUCCUGGAGGCAUCCUAGCAAUCCUGUCAUGCUGCCAUAGGCUUGAUUCUCCUCCCCACUCACCCUUACCCCCCAAGUUCCCUACUUCUCCUUUGGCCCUUUAUCUUUGGGAACAGUAAGCAAAUUAGCUACCAUUUCUGGAAAGAUAUAAUCACUAUCCCUGUGACUUCCCAAAAUAAAGUACGUUACCCUGGCCACUAGUACUUUGUAUAUGUUGUCUUCUAUGUUAGAAUGUAAGCUUCUUCAGCAAGGUAGCCUUUUUUUUUUUUGUAUUUGUAUCUCUAGUGCUUAUUCCAGGGGCUGAGUGAGCACUUAAUAAAGGCUUUUUCAUUUA